This is a messenger RNA of Talaromyces stipitatus ATCC 10500, 339 nucleotides long. Its product is annotated as DNA repair protein Swi5/Sae3, putative. NCBI's taxonomy places the organism in Eukaryota, Fungi, Ascomycota, Eurotiomycetes, Eurotiales, Trichocomaceae. Gene Ontology annotation, biological process: meiotic DNA recombinase assembly involved in reciprocal meiotic recombination; meiotic joint molecule formation; double-strand break repair via homologous recombination. The transcript is spliced from 3 exons. Bases 1 to 339 code for a protein of 112 amino acids. Gene Ontology annotation, cellular component: Swi5-Swi2 complex; Swi5-Sfr1 complex. The record is from RefSeq and is a predicted model, not a curated record.
AUGAACAAGCAGCAAUUAUCAGAUCAAGCCAAGUCCAUUAAGGACUCUGACAUGGAACGUCAUACUACGCAACUUAACGAAAAGAUGAACUCAUUACAGAGCACAAUCACUAAUCUCGAGAAUCAAAUUGCGACGCUGCAAUCCCAAUUGCAAGAAGCCACCUCAAAGCUAAGAUCCCCUAAUGCUCCAUCUCAGACAGUCCAGAACCACAUCCGACUCCUGCACGAUUACAAUGAAAUCCGGGAUAUAGGGCAAGGGCUGCUGAGCCUGAUUGCGGAGAAACGUGGCGUUCGCUACAAGGAUGUACUGGAGGAGUUUGGGGUUGAUGCCAAUGAUUGA